CCAAUGCUCUCAGAAACUCGCCUGCUCCUUCCAGCAACUCUUCACUCUCCACUCCCGAGCACUACAAACAAACGGACGCUAGGGGAUCUUCAUGACGGCACUCUGCUGAUCGCUCCUCUUUUGCGCUUUUAUUUAUUUUCUUUUAUUAGUUUAUCCCUGCGCUCGGCGGUUAAAUGCGCUGAUUCUAUCGAUCAGCCCGUUUUCUGCCUUUCCUCUACUGGAGAGAAACUAUAAUAAUGUCCUAUCCUCAGGGUUACCUCUACCAGCCCCCGGGCUCUCUGGCGCUGUACUCCUGUCCGCUGGCCGCCCCGAGGAGUGAGGAGCUGGCCCGGUCCUCGUCCGGUUCAGCGUUCAGCCCGUACCCCGGAUCAGCUGCAUUCACAGCCACGGCCAACGGAUUCUCCAGCCCUCUGCCCUACUCAACAGAUCCGGCCACGGGAUUCCCGUCCUACAUGGGGUCUCCGUAUGACGCGCACACUACGGGGAUGGCAGGAGCCAUAAGUUAUCACCCGUACGGGAGUCCCGGUUACCCGUACCAGCUAAACGAUCCCGCUUACCGAAAAAAUGCCACGCGGGACGCGACAGCGACGUUAAAAGCGUGGCUGCAGGAACACAGGAAAAACCCUUAUCCCACGAAAGGAGAAAAAAUUAUGCUGGCCAUCAUCACGAAAAUGACCCUCACGCAAGUGUCCACCUGGUUCGCUAAUGCCAGACGGAGACUCAAGAAGGAGAACAAAAUGACAUGGGCACCUCGGAAUAAAAGUGAAGACGAGGAUGAGGACGACGGCGAUGGAGAGAGAAAAGACGAGCGCACGGAUAAAAACAUGGACAACAGCGAAGCGUCUGCGGAGGACGAAGGCAUCAGUUUGCACGUCGAUGCCCUGACAGAUCACUCCUGCUCAGUGGAAUCGGACGGAGAGAAGGUCACGUGUAGGACCGGAGACCUGGUUUGUGAUUCUGGACCUGAUACCAAGGACAAAUGCGACGCGAGCGAUCUCGACACGGGCCGCGAGGAGAGGCAAAGAGGCCCGUCACCCAAGCCUGUGACCUCUUCCCCUCUGACUGGGGUGGAGGCCCCUCUCUUGACCCAUCAUCACCGAGAGGACACCCGAAACAGCAGCAACAAAACAUGCCUGGACGGUCAAAACCAAACCGUCAAACCUAAACUAUGGUCAUUAGCCGAGAUCGCCACUUCGGACCCAAAGCAGCAUCAGCAGCAGCAGCAGCACUUGGGACAGAACUGUCCCCCGGGCGUUGGCCUUUUGACCUCCACGGCGCCCAGCGCGUCCCCGGCGGGAGCAGUCUACCCCGCCACCUCCAUAUUAGGAAGACCUCUUUAUUACACCUCGCCGUUUUAUAGUAAUUACACAAACUAUGGCAACUUCAGCCCGCUGCAGGGCCAAGGGAUACUGCGCUAUAAUUCAGCUGGCGAGGGACUUCUGCACAAACAAAGUGGCGACCCCCUACUAAAGACUAAUCCAAACCAGACUGAACAACAUUUCAGGGCCUCCAAUGCAGAAUCCAAAAAAGCGACAUCUCUUCUCUUCUCUGAUGAUGUGUUUACUGGUACGAGGGCGGGGCAACCUGUCACUCACAUGAGAUCAACCAAUAGCAAACCACAACCAUCCAAUCAAUUCACAUUGGACAAAAUCAAGUCCCGCCCUACAUUUUUUCUUGUUUGAGAAGCCAUUUUACUUGGAUAUACAUCACAAUCAAGAAGAAAAAACUAUCGCAACUUCCGUUUCACGACACCUUUAAAGAAGCUCUUGACUCGGGCUGUUUGCUGCUCGUGACCGCGCUCUCACCCUGUGGCUGCUCUCCAAACACAUCAUUUAUCCUCAUUCAUAUUUCAGUUUUGUGAUCUGUAUCUAUUGUGGAGCUGAAAUGUGAGUCUCAAAAAGCUACUACAAAAGGAUUCGGUCUUCAUGGCGCACACAGCCAAGUCAGGAGGGACCCACAUCUAUGCAAAUAUCAACUGUAUGAUGUUUUGGUGUAUGGAGAUGAACGCUGAGGGUGUCAGUGUGUUGGUCAAAAAUAUUACAAUCAGAGACAGUAUGGGGAGCAGGACAUGGACAAUAGAAAGGCUGUGUCUCAUAUUCUACUUUCUAGUUCUCAAUAACAUGGAUCAGUAUAUUAUGAACACAAAUUUGGGCACUAGCAAGCUCCUCCAUCCAAUAAUUAUCAGACACUGAUGGUGUGGAUUCCUGUGACACAAUUACAUAUUUGUGCAAACAUUUCUGGUAUUUCAGCAUGUCCUUCGGAUAUCAUGUGUGGUUUAACAUGCAUCUAUGUUGCUGUAAAAUGCAAUGCCAUCAUAUGUGCUAAUCUCCUCCAUUUUGGAAUCUUUUAUAGAUGCGAAAAUGGUUUAUAAAACAUACCAAUAUAUAGAAAACCAAAAAUAUCACAAAGGGACUAUGCAAUCAGAUGUACUGACAUCUGAUACAGUCACUGGUAACACUUUAUUUUUUUUAUUGUCCUUCUUACACACAUGUAGUUAUUAUAGUAAUUACUAUAAUUACAUGCAACUAACCCUAAACCACACCCCAGUCCUAACCCUAAGCCUAUAGUAUGUACACCUGGUUAAUUUUUUUUUACUCAGUACUUAAAUGUAUAAUUACACUGUAACACAGACACCUUAAAAUAAAGUGUAACCUAAUCAUUUGAUACAGUGGACUUGUUGCAUACAUGCAGUAACAUGUCUUUACAUUGUCUUAUAAUACCUGCAUGUAAUUACAUCUGCAGUUAAGUUCAGUAAUUACAUUUAUAAUUACACUGUUGACUCAUCCCUUACACCCUAAUUUUGGGUGACCUAAUUUUCAAUAAUAGUUUUGAUGACUAAGGAAAUGAAUGUUGAGUUAACCGACAGCUUCCAAUAAAGAUUAUUUUAUUUUAUUAUUUUAUUUUAUUUUAAACUGUAAUAACCCUGGUCAAGACUUCCUGAACCAGCAGCAGAAUCAACCACACAAGUACGCCAGACUGGAAAGCAAAAGUGUCUCUUGUCAUGGACAGGAAUAAAGCACGUAGUGCCACAUUUAGCAGCAGAGCACACAAUAGCAGUUAGCAGAGUUAAGAACAACUUUAGAUAGCUUGCUAUAGAUAGAGAGGUGUUUCCUCAAACAAUUGAGGCCUGUCACCAAGUUAAACUAUAAUUAGUGGUAGUUUGUAAACUUGCUUCUAACAGGUCAUAUUAUAUUAAAUCAAUAACCCAAAUUAUGUUCAGUCAUGAUUUAAGUCUAUAAAUGUUUACUCGUUCACCUACAAUACCAUUCAAAGGUUUGGGGUCAGUAAGACCCCAGUUUUUUUUUUUUUUUGAAGAAGAAGAAGAACAUGAAUACUUGCAUUAAAUCUAUCAAAACUGCCAGUAAAGACAUUUAUAAUCUAACAAAAGAUUUCUAUUUCAUUUCUAUUUCAAAUAAAUGCUGUUUUUUUUUUUUUUUUUUUUUUUUUUUUUUACUUUCUAUUCAUCAAAUUUAUUCAAGAAUCUUGAAAAAAAACAAGGUUUCCACAAAAAAAGUGAAGCAGCACAAGCAUUUUCAACAUUAAUAAUAAUCAGAAAUGUUUAUUGAGCAGCAAAUCAGCACAUUUAGAAUGAUUUCUGAAGGAUCAUGUGACACUGAAGACUGGAGUAAUGAUGCUAAAAAUUCAGCUUUGAUCACAGGAAUAAAUUACAUUUUAAAA
This is a messenger RNA of Ctenopharyngodon idella (grass carp), 3678 nucleotides long. It is a transcript of the gene irx2a, whose product is annotated as iroquois homeobox 2a. The record is from RefSeq and is a predicted model, not a curated record. Lineage: Eukaryota; Metazoa; Chordata; Actinopteri; Cypriniformes; Xenocyprididae. The coding region runs from base 237 to 1682 and encodes 481 amino acids. The transcript has 4 exons. Gene Ontology annotation, cellular component: nucleus. Gene Ontology annotation, molecular function: RNA polymerase II cis-regulatory region sequence-specific DNA binding; DNA-binding transcription factor activity, RNA polymerase II-specific. Gene Ontology annotation, biological process: cell development; regulation of transcription by RNA polymerase II; neuron differentiation.